Vicia faba (fava bean) is the source of this 549-nucleotide messenger RNA. Lineage: Eukaryota; Viridiplantae; Streptophyta; Magnoliopsida; Fabales; Fabaceae. The record is from the annotation of a GenBank genome assembly.
AUGGAACUAAGAAUUGAAUAUGUUAGGGAUAUAAAUGACUCCAAAUAUUUGUGGAAGAUUGUUGUGAGGUGUAAAGAUUUGUGGUCUGUCAUAAGUGCCUCUAACAAAGAGCAUUUGGAAAUGGUUUUGAUUGAUGCAAAGUGCGCCAUGAUCCAAGUAAUUGUACCACCGCAUUUGAUUUUGAAACAUAAGUCUGCGCUUGCAUUUGGAAAUACCUACAUCAUGCUGAAUUUCAAGGUUUCCAAUGAUGAUUUCUCCUUUAAAUCAACCAGUCAUAGUUUCAAGUUGGUAUUUUAUGAUAUUCUUGGAGGAGUUACGAAAAUCAAUCAGACCCAAAUGAAUGCUGAAAAUAGCAAAAGCAAGUUUGUCUUCACUAUAACUGAUAUGAGUCAUAAGGAUGUUGAUAGUGUUGUUGUAAUUUUGCAUAAUGCAAGAAUUAAGGGAGCUCAAGGUGGUUUUCCAUUGAAUGUGUCCAACACAUGGAAUGACACAAGGUUGACAAUCAACGGUGUUAGCAUAUUUGAAAUUAAGCAGUUAGAAGAAAGGUGA